AUGUAUAAAAUGGAAUAUUCUUACCUCAAUUCCUCUGCCUACGAGUCCUGUAUGGCUGGGAUGGACACCUCGAGCCUGGCUUCAGCCUAUGCUGACUUCAGUUCCUGCAGCCAGGCCAGUGGCUUCCAGUAUAACCCGAUAAGGACCACUUUUGGGGCCACGUCCGGUUGCCCGUCCCUCACGCCGGGAUCCUGCAGCCUCGGCACCCUCAGGGACCACCAGAGCAGUCCGUACGCCGCAGUUCCUUACAAACUCUUCACCGACCACGGCGGCCUCAACGAGAAGCGCAAACAGCGGCGCAUCCGCACCACUUUCACAAGUGCACAGCUCAAAGAGCUGGAGAGGGUUUUCGCGGAGACGCAUUACCCAGACAUCUACACCCGGGAGGAGCUGGCGCUUAAGAUUGACCUCACCGAGGCGCGGGUGCAGGUGUGGUUUCAGAACCGCCGCGCCAAAUUCCGCAAGCAGGAGCGCGCGGCGGCGGCGGCCGCGGCGGCGGCCAAGAACGGCUCCUCUGGGAAGAAGUCCGACUCGUCCCGGGACGACGAGAGCAAAGAGGCCAAGAGCACUGACCCGGACAGCACUGGCGGCCCGGGCCCCAACCCCAACCCCACUCCCAGCUGCGGGGCGAGCGGCGGCGGUGGCGGGCCCACUUUUACUGAACUUUUUGGCACUGCUCUGGAUUGGAGUCAGCUGCAGUCUACCAACUGA
Molecule: messenger RNA, 711 nt
Organism: Condylura cristata (star-nosed mole)
Lineage: Eukaryota; Metazoa; Chordata; Mammalia; Eulipotyphla; Talpidae
Gene: PHOX2B
Product: paired-like homeobox 2b
Exons: 4
Coding region: 1-711 (236 amino acids)
Biological process (GO): regulation of transcription by RNA polymerase II
Molecular function (GO): RNA polymerase II transcription regulatory region sequence-specific DNA binding; DNA-binding transcription factor activity, RNA polymerase II-specific
Source: RefSeq, a predicted model, not a curated record